AUGUGCAGCCCAUUUUCUUGUUACAGUCCAAUCUAUGACGGGGUGACUAGCACCGGUGUGAUACUAGACUUCACCGAGUUCAUCAAGUGUCGUAUUCAGUAUCCAGCCACGGACUUUAUUACACCUAGUCUCAUUCAGACUGCACUGUUUACGUGGGCAAAAGGGGAACCGUCAGGUACCUUGACUUCAGAGUCAUGUGUUUGGGUCAGUAAAACUGACUGGCGUUGGUACUUAUCAGACGAUUGCUCCAUCGAACUGCACUACGCAUGUCAGAACUUAGACGAGCCUGACGAUUGGACAAUCAGUGUGUCUCCUGGACCCAGCGAUCCAAUCAGAGCCAAGUGCCCACCUGGAUACAAAUUCAGCAUACCGCAGGAUGGAUACAGAAAUCAGAAGCUUCGAGAGUCCUCGUCUGGCUUGUCUCUCUGGAUCAACUACCAACCAUGGCUUCCUGAAUCUGCUGGAUCAACAGCGCCCUAUGUUGUAUCUUCCGUCGGUGCGGUUGUUGAUCCAUCAUGCACGGGGCUGAGUAAAUCUGUCAUGUGUACCAAGUGUAGUGAGGACACCGGCAAGUGUAUGCAGGGCGGGGUACCAGUUGACACCUGGUUGCAAUUUGCCACUAAAACACAGCGUGACCUACAGAUGGAUGAACAGUUCCACAGACUGCAGAUGCUUGAUGCACAUAAUGGCUACAACACCAGAGCCGAUGGUUACGGUGUUGAGGACACGUGCCCAUGGCCGCCACCAUACCCACAGGACUGUGACAACUAUGCUAAUCAAGAAUUCAGCUUCACUGACUUACUCAAUAUGGGUGUCAGGGCCCUGGAGAUUGACAACUGGUACUGUUUCAACCAGAUGCGCCUGGCUCACCUGGGGUCAACCAUUGACCUUGUGUGCAGCGUCACUGAUAGGCUGUUCUCUGAGGGUAUCAAGGAGAUCGCUGAUUGGUUGGAUCAACCUGGCAACGAACACGAGCUGGUGAAAAUAUACAUGAACGAGAAGUAUGACCAGGGAAAUGACGACACCGUCAAUGGUCCCCUUGGAGACUACAUGGGCAAGAAAAUACUGACCCCUUCUGACCUUUCGGAUACGUACGGAGGAGAAUGGCCCACGAUGAGAACGAUGAUCAAGGAUGGUAAGAAUGUGGUGAUUGCGAGCGGUAGUACUGCAGGGAGUGGUGAGGCUUACACCCACGGUGGAGUUUACAUUCACGCUAUCUUCUGGGAGGAUCUCAAAGUCAGCGCGUUCACAAACUAUCCCGAUUGCGGCGGUAAGACUCUUACGAACAACCUGAGGUUUUACAGUGAUGCCACGCACUACGGGACCAAUGUGACAUUGAAGCACGAUGGGCCGUCAACAACCGGCGUCAUCUUCGACUUCAGUGAGUACGUUAAGUGUCGAGUACAGAACCCCGCCACCGAUAUGAUCACACCGGAGCUUGUCAGCACUGCAGUGUUUACUUGGGCUGUAGGCGAGCCAACAGCACCUCCCACGUCAGAUUCGUGUGUGUGGAUUAGCAAGACAGAUUGGCGCUGGUACCUGUCCGGAGACUGUUCUGUUGAGCUAUACCACGCAUGUCAGAGCACCAACGACCCCGAUGAUUGGACCAUCAGUUCAUCAAUGUCUGCUUUUAGUCCAACGAGCAGUGGGUGCCCAGAUGGGUACACAUUUAGCGUACCGCAGGACGGCUUUAGAAAUCAAAAGCUCAGAGAUGCGAGUAAUGGCAAUUCUGUCUGGAUUAAUUUCACACCCGACGAAGAAGUGUCUGCAGCGCCCUCAUUCGGCCAGUCAUUGACAUUGUUGCUGUUGAUGUGCACGGCAAUCGCCCAAUUUUUACGAGUUUAG
Messenger RNA from Asterias rubens (European starfish), 1845 nucleotides. RefSeq lists its product as uncharacterized. Gene Ontology annotation, biological process: lipid metabolic process. Gene Ontology annotation, molecular function: phosphoric diester hydrolase activity. NCBI's taxonomy places the organism in Eukaryota, Metazoa, Echinodermata, Asteroidea, Forcipulatida, Asteriidae. The transcript has 15 exons. The coding region runs from base 1 to 1845 and encodes 614 amino acids. The record is from RefSeq and is a predicted model, not a curated record.